This is a messenger RNA of Glossina fuscipes, 4898 nucleotides long. It is a transcript of the gene Blm, whose product is annotated as Bloom syndrome protein homolog. Gene Ontology annotation, molecular function: nucleic acid binding; four-way junction helicase activity; 3'-5' DNA helicase activity. Gene Ontology annotation, biological process: double-strand break repair via homologous recombination; DNA replication. Lineage: Eukaryota; Metazoa; Arthropoda; Insecta; Diptera; Glossinidae. The record is from RefSeq and is a predicted model, not a curated record. Gene Ontology annotation, cellular component: nucleus; cytoplasm; chromosome.
GUGUUUUGUAUACAUUUCUUGCAAAUAAAUACUGCCGUUUAUUAUUCGGACAUAUAAGCGUUAAAUCUUACAAUCUUAGUCUAUCUUAACUCAACAUUCAAAAAAAAAAAAAAAAAAGUUUAUUACGCAAAAAAUAUACAAAAUAUGUAAAACAAAGAAUACAAAAAUAUGUCAAAAAAAUAUGAAUUGAAAAAAACCAAGCAAUUAUCACUUAGUGAUUUUCUUGGCUGUCCGGAAAUCGAAAGCCAAGAACCAGCAGUCAAAAAAAUGAAUCCCAUUUAUUUGGAUUCUUCGGAGGAAGACGAAGAAGAGGAAAAAGAAAUAAGAAAAACAACUAACAUCAUUAACAAGGGCGAUAUUAACACUACCACAAGAAUCUCCGUUAAGAAAUAUUUAUUUGAUGAUGUGUCCAAAUCGUCCCUAGCUGCGCUUACUCCUAAAAAAAUUAAACCACUUAAUAUACAAAGUAAGGAAAACAGUACGAAUUUGAACAGAUUGGAAAGCUCAUAUUCUCCUAUUAAAAUCGACUUGAAUAACAUAGAUGCUUUACAUCAAAAAACUAUGGAAAAUUUAGAAAACAAUAUUGCGAAAGUAAAUAAUGAACGAAAUAUUUAUACCAUAGCUAUUGACAAAAAUUUGCCCUUAUUAUUGUCGGAAAAUACCUCAUUCAAACAUUGCCAAACAGCUCCCAAAGAUUUAGACACUACAUCCAAUGCAAGUAGUAAAUGCGAUAGAAAAAUAAGGGGAAAUACCAUAAAAUCGAAAGAAGAAAAUCCCGGAUUUUCGCCUUCAAAUUCGUUAAACAAAAGUGGUGAUGGAUUAGUAAACAAAGGCUUGCAACAAAUAUUACCACAAAAGCCUAAAGUAAAAAUUAUGUUUGAAAAGGGCUUAAAUGAGUAUCUGUGUGACUUAGUAAAAAGCAUUUACUUUGAAACUAACACUGAAGAGAAUGACAUCCAUGUAAUUAAAGCUACACUUGGAUUUUUCAAAAGCACAUCCUUGCAAUUAAUGGAAAAAUAUUGUAAUAUAGUGGAUCAAAUACCACCUGAUUAUUUUAAUGAUAUUGAGGGGUUUGAGACUGGAACUUUUCUUAAAUUAAAAAUUAUGCGUCAAAAGUUUAAAGCGAAAUCAAAAUUACUGCAAAAUUGCAUGGAUAGAUUAGAGAAGGAAACCAAAAUGAUGGGAGAGCUGCAACAUCAUGCAGGGUCUAUAGAUUUUGACGUGGAUGCUAUGGAAGAAGAAGAACGUCGCGUUAACGCUGAACAGGAAGAACUUCAUAAAUUUAAUAAAGAAAGUUUAAAAAGAAACGAUUUGGACAUGAAGUAUUGUGACAAUGUCGCAAAAGAUGACAUAGUGAGAAACACAUCCCUGCAGUCAAACGAACUAUUACGCCUACGUGAAGAAUUGGUUCAUGAUCUGUGUGAAGAAUCUGAAGAAGAUGAAGCAACCAAUAGAAAGGAAAAUGAUCUGGAUAAAACUUUUUGUUCCGAAUUUGAACAUGAGGGAAAAGAAAAUCCGAAUGCAUUGCAGGUUAAUAAUAAGGAAAGCGCAAUAGUUGAUUACGAAAAUGAUGGUGAUUGCGAAUUAGAUGAUUUAUUAAAUGAUCUUAAAAAUCAUGAAGAAGAACUGAAUGGUCGUAAGUGUUUGUAUGACGAAUAUGUUUACGCCGACUAUGAGAGAGAGAAAAAACAGAAAAAACAAAAGGAAAGUGCAAAUGUUCAACGUAUAAUGUUUCCUGUAGAACAUCCACGUGUUGCAACACCUGAAUUAGACGAGGAUGGGUUUCCGGUUUACGAUGCAGAACAAUUUGAAAUGGCUUUUUCGCAAGCUGCUUCUAAAUUUAAAACGUCCACUUUGGAUUCAUCUAAUAAAUUAAGUUAUGUAAUUAAUUCUUCCCAACAAGCAAUAGAUGAUGACCUUUGUGUCAUUAAUUUAGACGACAGUUUACCAAGUACCAGUCAUGAUGCUCGCUUGCAGCAAAGGAUGAUUGCUAGCUUAUCAACAACAAGUACAACGCAAACUUCUCAAAAAGUUGAAGGCAAAUUUCAUUCAAAUGUUCAUAAUGAUGGUACAACUGGUGAAUUUGAUGGAUUGGAUUACCCUUAUUCGAAACAUAUGAUGGAAUUGCUACGUUUCAGUUUCGGUCUGACUAGUUUUCGUCCAAAUCAGCUACAAGUUAUUAACGCUGCUUUGCUACGUCAGGACUGUUUUGUUUUGAUGCCCACUGGAGGUGGCAAAUCAUUAUGCUAUCAAUUACCUGCCAUUAUGAACCCAGGUAUAACCAUUGUAAUAAGUCCUUUGAAAUCAUUGAUCAUAGAUCAGGUCAAUAAAUUGGCUUCGUUGGAUAUUAAUGCGACAAAACUUUCUGGCGAGCAAAGCCAGCGAGAACAACAUAUUAUUUACAACGAUUUACAAUCAGAAGCGCCGCUUAUUAAAAUCUUGUAUGUAACACCUGAAAAGAUUUCAGGUUCCACUAAGUUUCAAGAUUUACUUGACGAUCUGUAUCGCAAGGAGAAAAUUAGCCGGUUUGUAGUCGAUGAAGCUCAUUGCGUAUCGCAAUGGGGCCAUUUUCGUCCCGACUACAAACGCUUGGGUAUAUUGCGUCACCGUUUUCCUAAUGUGCCGAUGAUGGCUUUAACGGCUACUGCCACCCCACGCGUACGUAUGGAUAUUCUACGCCAGCUGAACUUAACGAACACAAAAUGGUUUUUGUCUAGCUUCAAUCGCAGCAAUCUGAAAUUUUCAGUUGCACCAAAAAAGGGAACUCAGGUUGCAUUGGAAGACGUUAAGAUUUUCAUACGUUCUCGUCCUUCUACACAUAGUGGUAUUAUUUACUGCUUGUCACGAAAUGAAUGUGAGCAAGUCGCCAAAAGUAUGUGCAACGAUGGAAUAAUGGCAUGCGCAUAUCAUGCUGGACUCACGGAUAGUGUAAGGGAGUCCCGACAAAAAGAUUGGAUAACAAACAAGUGCCGUGUGAUAUGUGCGACAGUCGCUUUCGGUAUGGGUAUCGAUAAGCCCGAUGUUCGUGUAGUCUUACAUUUCUCUAUGCCCAUGUCGAUUGAAGGUUAUUAUCAGGAAGCUGGACGUGCUGGCCGAGAUGGCGAAAUAGCUCAUUGUGUUUUAUACUACAAUUACAGUGAUAUGUUACGUUAUCGCAAAAUGAUGGAUAAGGAUCGACAAACGUCAUUUGAAGUUAAACGAAUAAACACAGAGAAUUUGCAUCGCAUUGUGGGCUAUUGUGAGAACGUCUCUGAUUGUCGUCGUUCCCAGCAAUUGGACUAUUUUGGCGAACACUUCACUAGAGAGCAAUGCAUGCAAAUGCGUCAAACUGCCUGUGAUAAUUGCCUAAAACAGCAGGCGUACGAAAACAUUGACGUCGUGGAACACUGCCGGAAGGUUGUACGAUGUGUGACCGAUUUGUGUAAUGGGCGCUCCCGUUUUACAUUAUUGCACAUAGCCGAUGUUCUUAAAGGUUCUAUGAUUAAAAAAAUCGUUGAUUAUGGUCAUAAUAAAACUUCAUACCAUGGCAUACUUAAGGACUGGGAUAAAUCUGAUAUUCAAAGCUUAUUACGAAUUAUGGUUACUAAAGAUUACUUACGUGAAGAGUUAAUAUUUACCAACGACAUACCCCAAGCUUACAUAUACUUGGGUUGUUGUUCCCCAAAACUUAUGAAGGAGAAUGUAAAAAUUAGUUUCUCACGGGCAAGAAAAGGUGGUCCUAAACCGUUAACACUAAAUAAUGAGAUCAUACAUAGUUCAAUAGUGACUGUGAACAAAAGCGAUAGUGUUGAGGCUAAACUUCGUGAAAUUAGUGCUCGUUGCUAUGAAGAUCUAUUAGAUUUAUGUCGCACGUUCGCAGCGGCGCGUAAUGUCGCCAUGGCCACUAUCAUGAAUAUACAAGCUCUUAAAGCUAUGUCUAAUCAACUACCAGAAACUGCGACCGAUAUGUGUUCCAUGCAACAUGUUACUAAAGCUAACUUUGAUAAAUAUGGCGAAAAGCUAUUAGAAAUAACGAGACACUACGCUGCGGAAAAAUUGUGCUAUCUAAUGGAUUUAGAAGAUCAACAUGAAGCAGAAAAUAAGAGCAAUAAAGAGACAGUUACGCGUAAACGUGCAUCCACUAAUCAAAUUUAUAAUUUCGAAAAAAGCGAUGCGGAGAAUGACGUUGAAGACUGGGAACGUGCCGUGGCUAUGCAAGGCAUUUCUUAUAAUAAUGUUGGAAGUAAUACAAAUCCAGUGCUUAAACGUAAAGGUGCUUGGCGAGGCAGAGGAUCAAAAAAAUUUCGUCGAACAUCUUCUGGACGUAGAAGCAGUAACUUGAGUUCAUCUUCUGCUCAUAAUUCACCUAAACGAAGCGCUAGUAAACGUUUCAACAAUUCUCCUCGUAAAAGAGCAGCUCCCAAACGUGGCCGUAAAGCUGGAAGCAGAGAAGGGGGUGGUGAUGGGUGUCGGAUAUCCAAAAAAACAAAUCGCACCUGUGAUUUCCAAUUAAUGCCUAUACCCCAGUCAAAAUAAUACCAAUCCCAAUUUUUGCUACCUUCUAAUUAAUUCAAAUUGUAGCUCGGAAUCAUAAUUUAGAGUUAAUAUUAAUUACUAUAAAAAAUCUCUUGUUGUUUUAUUUUUGUAUAUAAAUUUUACAUCAUAGAGUAAAGAGUGCUUGGCUCUUCGAAAAAUACCGUUUUAACAGGUGUAAUAUUAGGCUAAGUUAUUAACUGCUGAUUUUAUUUAAUAAUAAACCGCAAAUCAUUAUGUAACACCUUUCUGAGCUCGUUUGCUCCUCCUCAGUAGUAUUUCGUUUCAUAUCCAGCAUGUUGGUGGCGCCUCCAUUACUAAAUUAACCAUAGUUUAGAUAAAGAUCGUUUAUAUAUCAAUCCCCUUAAGAAGUUUAUAUAUGUUUA